This is a messenger RNA of Staurois parvus, 1439 nucleotides long. The record is from the annotation of a GenBank genome assembly. NCBI's taxonomy places the organism in Eukaryota, Metazoa, Chordata, Amphibia, Anura, Ranidae.
AAAAAAAAACACCCUGCUGGACAGGUUGAGCUGGGUGGCACCUUUGAGGGGGGAACUCCACACCUUGGCUGUCGAGUCUUGGUUAUUUCGGGGCACGAGUGCCUUCUGCCACCCUCCCCUUUCCCCUCUACCCACCUCCUCGCCCCAAUGAAGGAGCCGGAUGCCAUUAAACUCUUCAUUGGGCAGAUCCCCAGGAACCUAGAGGAGAAGGACCUCAAGCCCAUCUUCGAGCAGUUUGGCAAAAUCUAUGAACUCACGGUCAUCAAAGACAAAUUCACCGGGGUGCACAAAGGAUGCGCCUUCCUGACGUACUGCGCCCGGGAGUCAGCGCUGAAAGCUCAGGAGUGCCCUCCAUGAACAGAAGACGUUGCCGGGGAUGAAUCGACCGAUUCAGGUGAAACCUGCAGACAGCGAGAGCCGAGGAGAGGACCGCAAGCUGUUCGUCGGCAUGCUGGGAAAGCAGCAGACAGACGAGGAUGUCCGCAGGAUGUUCGAGCCCUUCGGGAACAUAGACGAGUGUACGGUCCUUCGGGGGGCCGGACGGGACCAGCAAAGGUUGUGCAUUUGUGAAGUUUCAGACACAUUCAGAGGCGCAGGCGGCCAUCAACGCGCUCCACGGGAGCCGGACACUGCCGGGGGCCUCCUCCAGCCUGGUGGUGAAAUUCGCCGACACGGAGAAGGAGCGGGGGCUGCGCCGGAUGCAGCAGGUGGCCAAUCAGCUCGGCAUGUUCAGCCCCAUCGCCCUCCAGUUCGGGGCGUACAGCGCGUACACACAGGCACUUAUGCAGCAGCAGCAGGCCGCCCUGGUGGCCGCUCACAGUGCUUACCUCAACCCCAUGGCCACCAUGGCCGCCGUCCAGAUGCAGCAAAUGGCGACAAUCAACCCCAACGGGAUCAUAGCCACUCCCAUCACCCCAAUAACCCGUACCAGUACACCCCCCACUCUUGCAGCCACACCAGUAUCAGCCAUCCCUGCCACCCUGGGAGUUAACGGCUAUAGCGCAGUGCCCACGCAGAGCAGCGUUCAGCCCAGCUCGGAGGCUAUCUACACCAAUGGCCUUCACCCGUAUCCAGCCCAGAGUCCGGUGACCCAACUGGACCCUCUACAGCAGGCCUAUGCCGGCAUGCAGCACUACACAGGUAAAUCUGCCUAUCCUGCAGCCUACGGCCUGGUGAGCCCAGCGUUUACGCAGCCUCCACCAUUAUUACCCCAGCAGCCCCCACAGCGUCCGGAGGGCUGCAACAUCUUUAUCUACCACCUGCCCCAAGAGUUCACGGAUUCGGAGAUCCUUCAGAUGUUCCUCCCAUUCGGCUUUGUAAGUUUUGACAAUCCCGGCAGCGCCCAAGCUGCCAUUCAGGCCAUGAACGGUUUCCAGAUUGGCAUGAAGAGACUCAAAGUACAACUAAAGAGACCAAAAGAUGCCAACCGGCCAUAUUGA